Molecule: messenger RNA, 6492 nt
Organism: Aspergillus steynii IBT 23096
Lineage: Eukaryota; Fungi; Ascomycota; Eurotiomycetes; Eurotiales; Aspergillaceae
Product: putative SNF2 family helicase
Exons: 5
Coding region: 1-6492 (2163 amino acids)
Molecular function (GO): ATP binding; methyltransferase activity; ATP-dependent chromatin remodeler activity
Source: RefSeq, a predicted model, not a curated record
AUGGCACCCAAAAGAAAAGCCACCACCACUCCCUCCACCUCGACCGCUCCCAAACGAGCCCGCAAAACCACCGCUCGAAAAAGCACCACUCGCAAGACAACUCCCCGCAAGGCCACUACCCCCAAAAGACGCGGCUGGCCCAGAGACACCGCCGAGCGCGAGCUCUACGGGUUCCGCGAGCCAGUGACCUACGCCUCGGAUGAGGAUGUGGAUCUGGACACCCCGGAGCUGGUGCACAGCCGGCCGUACGACGGCAAGAAAACAUACAAGACGCGUCUGGCGGAGGGGCUGCCCCCCAUCCAUGAUCUGGAGGAGAUGUAUCGGCUGAUGACGAGCAAGGCGCUGGAGUUGGGCCUCGACGAGGCGCUGAAGCACAUGGGGAGUCGGCCGCUGCGUGUGGCGACUGUUUGUUCAGGGACGGAGAGUCCGCUGUUGGCGUUGGAGAUGGUUAGGUGUCAUUUGGAAACGCACUUUGACAGAACCCUGCCGUUUCGGCAUCUCUUCAGUGCUGAGAUCGUACCGUUUAAGCAGGCGUAUAUCGAGCGCAACUUUCAUCCUCGAUACUUGUUUCGGGAUGUGAACCAGCUGAAAGACCGUGUGGCAGCAACCGCGUACGGGUCCAUAGAAAAGGUCCCCAAGAACGUGGACCUCUUAGUAGCCGGCUUUUCCUGCGUCGACUUCUCCGGCUUGAACAACAACCGAAAGACACUCGAUCAGCAGGGUGAAUCGGGAGGCACAUUCUGGGCCAUCGUCCGCCACGCGCGGGUCUACCGACCGCGCAUCAUGGUCCUCGAGAACGUCAAGCUCGCACCCUGGACCAGCAUCGUGCAGUACCUCGCGGAGAUCGAUUACCUGGGGAUCCACGUGGGCGUAGACACCAAGGCCUUCUACCUGCCCCAGACCCGCGAAAGAGGAUACAUGAUCUGUAUCGAUAAGAAACUGAUGCAGGCUCGGGGGCUGAAAAAAGAGGACUUCGAAGGAUGGCCGGAGAUCGUUCGCAAGUUCCGGCGUCCAGCCAGCUCCCCUAUCGGUAUGUUUGCCUUCGGACAUGGUGAUAAACGUCUCGAGCAGAUCGAGAGAGAUAUGGUGGCCCGGUUGGCGGCAACAACCACGCGGACUCACGUUGGCUGGGAGAAGUACCAGCUCCGCCACCACUAUUAUCGCACCGACAAUGACCUGGGCCAUAAGCGUCCUGCUACCAGGUUUCAGGACAACGGAGCCCGCCAGGUGCUUGACUUUGCCUGGAGAAGGUUCUCGGGGGCUUUGCCAGAGAGGGUGCUUGAUACCAUCGAUUGUAAUUUCCUUCGAAAGCUCCGUGACGGUUACGAUAUGAGCUAUAAAGAGCGAUGUCUAGAGCUUUCUCAGGGCGUUGACCGGGAGACUGAUAGUCGUGCGUAUGGCAUCAUGGGAUGCAUCACCCCAAGCGGCAUCCCCUACCUCACCACAAGAGGUGGCCCGCUCUGCGGCGCCGAGGCUCUCGCCCUGCAAGGCUUGCCCGUGGGUAAAUUGAUCCUCACCCGGGAGUCGCAGCGAGACCUGCAAGAUCUCGCGGGGAAUGCCAUGAGCUCCACCGUUGUCUGCGCGGCGACGCUGUCAGCUCUUAUUGUUGCACACCCAGUCCUCGAGAAGGGUGAAAUGCCAGCUAGCACUACCCCCAAGUGCGAUCUCUCCAGCUGCAGCGCCUCACAGGCCGAAAGCGUCACAUUCAAAGGAAACUUACAGUUGAAUCCCAAUAAUGCCCAAACACAUUGCUUGGAGCUCUUUGAUACCCGCGCAGUUCUGGAGGCGGCGGCCCGCAGUGCCAGAUACUGUAUUUGCGAGAAGCAGUCAGCGGUCAAAGACACGAUCUUCGAAUGUCAACUGUGCGAGCACACAGCCUGCGAUGACUGCCACGGUAACCCCACUCAUUUCUACAACAGACCGAAGACGAUCAAGAGAAGUAUACCUUCCGACUUUGUUCGAGAUCUUCGAAAGAUCAUCCCGAACCGACUGAUGAUGGUUGGCAUCACUGCGGAGAGUUGGGGUAUUCUCAAAAGCGAUCCGUCCGUGAAAUGCCCGUCUGCCAUCUGGGAAGAUUUCCUGAAGGCCGUUAUGCGAACCGUCGGUGACGAGCUCCGUUUCUCGGAUAUCUCGCGGGGAAAACUGUGGACUGUCUCUUACGAGGGGAAGCACUCGGUCCUUCAUCUUGUGAUCAACCCGGCCAGCGGACUCGAGUGGCGUCUUUUUGCCAAACCUCUGGAAAGCGAUCCAGGUCUUUCAGUAAACCGGGAGAUUCUUUCAAAGCCGAUUGCGCGGAUGGCUGUCUCGUCAGAUUCCCUGCUGGCGGGGACCUGGCAGGUGUGUGCGCCGCUAAGCUCGAGAUUGACGCUCGUGUUUGAACCGGCAGGAGAAAAAGUGCCGAGCUAUGAGGCGAAAUGCGGUUUGCAGGGCGAAGAGAUCAUCGCGUCCCAGGUUUGGACCAAAGUCAUUGUCCAGGGAACUGACGAGGACAUGAGCAACCUCGAAGUCGAUGUCCGAGGGACCUACGAGCUUUUGCCCGAGUGCGGUACAGCAAGUGCAUCUUUGCACAAAAGGAAAGCUACUGAGGAUAACAAGCCCGCUGUGUACCUGUUUUUAGAUCCGACGAAGUUGGGCGAGCCAAAGUACGACUCUUUUGUAUUUGCCUUGGAACAUGGACGAGAUCCUAGCUAUGCACGACGAUUAACCAUUGCCGAGGUGGCUCACACUUGGCGCCCCAGCAGACAGUCUGAAGCUCACGAGGAGUCGGUCCAUGCAUACUACCGCAGAUGGACCAAUACUGAAGCCAUCUCCUUGCAGCCUUACAGUUCCGAUGCCUCUAUCACCCUCCAUAACCUUGAGCCGGGGCACGUUGUCUCGAUCGAUCACACCGGUUGCGAAUCAGAACAUAUAACCUUGCUAUCAUUGUCAGCACCAGUUAACACCAUUGGUUCGACUUGGAAUGUAGGAUCUUGGGAGGUCUCUAACCCUUUGGACUCACAAGCUGAAUUGAGGGAUCUUGCCUGGUUACUCCUGAGAGCCACCACCACCACCGGCUAUGAAGAUUGGAAUCAAAUCGUCGAAAAACAGGCAAUGAACAGCAAUGGCGAAUUCUCCGGGUGCACAACCUGCACUCCGCCCAAGCCAGCAAUGAUCUGGAGUUGCAAUGCACGAGGCCACAUCAAAGCCUGCGAAGAUCCCCGCGAUGCUGCGUUAUAUGAGCGGCAGCUUAAAGCGAAGCCCGUCCCUUUCUUGGUGUUCCGCCGGGUUGAUGAAAAUAACUUUGGAAAUUUGCGAAUCACCCUGAAUGUGCAGACCCUUCUACAUCAGGCGUACGACAAACUUGCUGGUUCUAGCACCAUUGGUGGUGCCUCUUUUCUUUGGCGUCUGGUCCCUAAUGCACAUGACUCGAGAAAUUUGGCGUUCUCAGAGUUCCAGCUCAGGAACAAUAAUGCAGAUAUUCCUUGCGGUCAGCCCCCCAAUUUCAAGCUCAAGCUAAGGCCAGAACAGCUUCGGUCUUUGCAUUGGAUGGUCAUGCAGGAGAGCGACGACAUUGAGCCUUUUGCUGAAGAAGAGGUAGAGGAAGCUCUACUUCCCCAGCUGAUGUGGCGUGCGGAGGCGAAAGUGACCGCUCUCAAAACGAUCCGUGGCGGUGUUUUGGCAGAUGAUGUUGGAUACGGAAAAACAGCCCUCAUUCUUGGAUUAAUCGAUGCGCAAUCUAGACAGGGUAGCGCACCCCGGUCUACACCGGGCUUUAUCCCUACCAACGCGACCCUCAUCUUGACACCUCGCAACUUGUUCAAGCAAUGGCGGCUUGAGAUCACCAAAUUCCUGGGGACCAGAUACAAGGUCCUCGCUUUUUCCAACAGGGCUGAACUCGCUAAGAAAACCAUUCGUGAGAUUCGAAAGGCGGACAUCGUCUUGGUGACCUGGGAGGUUUUUGGCGAUCAAAAUUAUCAUCGGACAAUGCAGAUGUUCACUGGUAUGCCGCGGGUGCCGGCGCCUCAAGGCCGCAACUUCUUGGAUUGGUUUUCCGAGGCCCAUCAAUCUCUCAAAGAGCAAGUGGAAACUCUCAUGAAUAAAGGCCCUUCUGCUUUCCUCGAAUCCUUGCAGGGAAGACGCCGGAAGUUCAGAAAUACCACGGCAAACUUCACCUACAACCCGUCCAAGCGACUGAGAGGAAGGCAUUAUGCGGAAGCGAAUGCAGGCGAACCUCGCAAUGCAGGCAUUGACGUGGAAUAUGCAGCCCUGUCCAGCGCUGAUGAGGAGUCUGACGCCAAUGACGAAAGAGACCCUCACACUCUCCGGUCCAAGAUAUCCCGCCUCGUUCAACUCCAGCCACUGAGAACAUUUGCGCCCCCAAAGAAGAAGAAAAAGAACGAGGAGGAAGAGCAGGCCCUGGAAGAGGGGGCAGCUAUCCAUGGCACGACAAAUGACGAGACGAACGAGGCAGAAGCCGUCCAGGCUGAAUCAGAUCGCGACGAUACCGAAUAUGAGGACCUCGAUGCGCCCCCGCGCCCAAAGAAAGCAGCCACCCCAAGCCGUCGAAAGGCCGACAAGAAGGGCAAAAAAAGCGCAAGUGGUCAACCCACGUUAAAGAAGCCAAAGGCGAGUUUGUUCUGGAGUGAUCGAGAAGAGUUCAACAUCGACAGAAAGACAGAGAAAACAGACUGGGAUACCAUGAAAAACUCGCUUAUCCAUCAGUACUCGUGGGAACGUGUGGUGAUCGACGAGUUCACAUAUGUGAAAGUCGAGCCCAAACCCAUCGCAGCUAUACAAGCUCGCGCACGAUGGGUGCUCUCGGGAACGCCGCCCUUGAAUAACUUUGCUGACGUGAAUACAAUUGCACCUUUCUUGGGCGUCCACCUCGGGAUCGACGAUGAUGACAUGAAAUCCCAUAACGUGCUGGGGAAACUGAAAAAGAAGAUCCAAUCGGAUGCAGAAGUCUUCCAAGCGUAUCGAGCCCCCCGAAGCGAGUCAUGGCACAGAAAUCGACACGAGCACGCCCAGACAUUCCUCGACCGUUUUGCCCGCAAGAAUGUUCCUUGUAUCGGCGAAAUCCCAUGCACGGAACACACCAUCGAAGUCUCCUUACUGCCGGUAGAAACAACGAUCUAUGAAGAGCUCCGCAGACAGCUUGAUGGGCUGAGCGCACAGGCAUUCUGCGGUAGCCGUAGUAAACAUGGCAGCAAACGGGAGAAGAGACUGGAUGAUCUUAUUCGCGGUAGCAGCACGGCCAUGGAGGCACUGCUCAAACGAUGUACAACCUUCGCUCUCAGCCACCAGUGGAAGAAUGGAAAGCCGGAGGACACCACCUGCAAGUCUCUCAUUGAAACGCGCCAGAAACAUAUCGAAGCUGCUGUGGAGGUUUUCGCUUUGGAAGUCAAGUUAGCCGUUUGGUUGUUGGAAAGAGCUGACAAGAACGUACCUAAUUUCCAGAAGUUUGUCGAUAGUGUUGGGAAAAACGAUUUUGGAGACGAAUUGGUGAAAAUAGAAGCCCGAGCUAUUAUCGAAAAGGCUUUUCUUGAAAAGACGGACGAUGAUUGGAAGCUCUUCUUUGCAGAGCCUGUGCAAAAGAAGGACAAGGCAGAUAGAGAAAAGGAAGAUGAGGACACAGGCGAAAGUGAGGAAGGUGAAACGAAAAAAGCCAAGAAAGACGAACCUCCCAAGCUCCCGAAGAAACCAGGGAAGAAGGAUGAAUUCGACACGGUGCUCAGAAGAACGGUGACAAACAUGCGCAGCUACAUUGUGGAAUGGGUUAUGCGAAAGCGAGCCCUCAGAUACCUCGAAGCCGUGCACCGCGUACAGGCUGACUUGGAGAUCAUCUGCGACAAGUGCCAGGACAGGAUCCUCACAGCAAGUGAGGUCAACAUCCUCAGUUCUUGUGGCCAUGUCAUCUGUUCGAUCUGCACUUCGAGCUUUGUUAAUGAGGAAUGCGUCGUCACAGGAUGCCACGGUGAACUCACGAUCAACAAUCUUCAAAAAGGAUCAAUGUUUGGCUGCAGUGGGGAAGAUAGAAGUGCACGGUACGGCGGAUCAAAGCUAGACAAAAUGGUCGAGAUUCUCCAAGCGAUGCCUCGCGACGACAAAGCCUUGAUUUUCAUUCAGUACGAGGAGAUCAGAAAAGUCGCCUCGAUGGCGCUGGAUCUCGCAAAGAUCAAGCACACUGCGAUCAUCGACGAGGACACAUCAUCGAUCAAAAAGCUGGAGGGGUAUCUGACGAAGGGCUGGGGAGAGAGUCGUGUUUUGAUUUUGAUGUUGGGGAACGAGAUGUCGGCGGGACUGAACCUCCAAGCUGCUAAUCAUGUGAUGUUUCUCUCACCCUUGCUUGCAGAGACUCAGUACAACUACGAGUCGACAAUGACCCAAGCAGUAGGGCGGGCCCGGCGGUACGGACAGACGAAACAUGUCCACGUAUACCACAUGCUGGCCAGAAGGACCGUGGACGAGACUGUCUGUCCGUACCGCCAGAACCCGCCCUAUACCAGUGGGUGA